UCUCUUUGCUGUCGCAUCAAAGCCACGUGAGACAAUCAUGGAUAAGCCAGUAGUUUUAGCUCGUGUUAUUAAGGUCCUAGGCCGAACUGGCUCACAAGGACAAUGUACGCAAGUAAAAGUCGAGUUCCUUGGUGAACAAAAUCGACAAAUUAUCAGGAAUGUAAAAGGACCGGUACGAGAAGGUGAUCUCCUAACCUUACUGGAAUCGGAACGUGAAGCAAGAAGACUUCGAUAAAUACAUAAAAAGAAUUUAUCACCAGCACCUUGGAACUUUCACCAGUGUCUGGAAUUCAACAAUACUGUUCAUUCCAUUAACAAAAAUGGGGAUCAUACAACUAUUCCAAUAGCACGAGCAAACUCAGUUCAAAACAACCAUGUGAAUAAUGUCUACAACUUCUAUAAUAAAUA
Molecule: messenger RNA, 408 nt
Organism: Habropoda laboriosa
Lineage: Eukaryota; Metazoa; Arthropoda; Insecta; Hymenoptera; Apidae
Product: 40S ribosomal protein S28
Exons: 1
Coding region: 38-235 (65 amino acids)
Biological process (GO): translation; maturation of SSU-rRNA; ribosomal small subunit assembly
Cellular component (GO): ribosome; cytosolic small ribosomal subunit
Molecular function (GO): structural constituent of ribosome
Source: RefSeq, a predicted model, not a curated record